AUGGCCAGUCCUGACGUCCACCAUCUCUUCCACCACCCCAUCGCCGACCACUCCUUCUCGGCCGACCGCCAGACGCUUGCCGUGGCCCGGGAGAACAAUGUCGACUUGUUCACCAAGAGCGGCAGUGGAUACAAGCUGCAGGAUGAAUUAACAGGCCAUGACAAGACCGUCACGGGCGUCGACAUUGCCCCCAUUUCUGGCAAAAUCGUGACUUGUUCGCAAGAUCGCAAUGCCUAUGUGUGGGAGCCCUCACCCCAAGGAUGGAAGCCCACCCUCGUCCUCCUCCGCAUCAACCGCGCAGCCACGUGCGUGCGCUGGGCCCCCUCGGAGACCAAGUUCGCAGUAGGCUCUGGUGCCCGCCUCAUCCCUGUGUGCUACUUUGAGGAGGAGGACAAUUGGUGGGUGUCCAAGCAUAUCAAGAAGCCCAUUCGCUCAACCGUCACCUGCGUCUCCUGGCACCCCAACUCUGUCCUCCUGGCCGCCGGUUCCACAGACGGCCACGCCCGCGUCCUCUCCUCCUUCAUCAAGGGCGUCGAUGAGCGGCCGGAGCCCUCGGCUUGGGGCGAGAGACUGCCUUUCAACACUGUAUGUGGCGAGUACUUGAACAGCACGGCUGCCUGGGUCCACAGCGUUGCCUUCUCGCCCUCGGGCAACGCCCUGGCCUUUGCCUCCCACGACAGCAGCCUGACGGUCGUUUACCCGAGCGCGCCCGAACAGGCGCCCCGCGCCAUCCUCAACGUAAACACCCAGGUCCUACCCUUCAUGUCCCUCCUCUGGAGCUCCGAGUCUGAAAUCAUCGCCGCCGGAUACAAUUGCGAGGCCUUUCGCCUCCAGGGCUCCGAGGACGGCUGGCAGCUCGUUGGCUCGCUCGAGUCCAAGAGCCGGCCGGGACUCAUGGACCAGCGCGAAGAGAGCGCGCUGAACAUGUUUCGCCAGAUGGAUCUCAAGGGCAAGUCUGGCACCGAUGACACCAAGCUCAAGACUGUCCAUCAGAAUACUAUCAAUACGAUUCGCAGCUUCCAAGAGGACGGGGGGAAUGUGAGCAAGAUUAGCUCAACGGGCGUGGAUGGCAGGAUCGUCAUUUGGUCCUUGUAG
This is a messenger RNA of Plenodomus lingam JN3, 1095 nucleotides long. RefSeq lists its product as uncharacterized. Gene Ontology annotation, cellular component: Arp2/3 protein complex; actin cytoskeleton. Gene Ontology annotation, molecular function: actin filament binding. The record is from RefSeq and is a predicted model, not a curated record. NCBI's taxonomy places the organism in Eukaryota, Fungi, Ascomycota, Dothideomycetes, Pleosporales, Leptosphaeriaceae. Gene Ontology annotation, biological process: Arp2/3 complex-mediated actin nucleation.